AGUGACCGCUGACCGCACAUCUUUGAAAUGAUGUGGAGCUCAGUCGACUUCAGUGCCAUAAACGCUUUGUGGUCUUUCCUGGCUUUGUUCUUUCUCGUUGCUUUUUGUGCUUACAAAAUCUCGCCACUGUUGCCGAGAAGGUUCGAGACGUGUCGUGUUUACAUUUUAUUUCAGGACCUCAUUCGUUACGGAAAAACCAAGCAGAGCUUAAAGCGAGACGACUGGUUGCGAGUUUUUGACAUCCCGAAAAGGUGGUUCUGGCACUUCUAUGCCAUCUCUGUUGGCUGGAAUGGUCUUCUUCUGGUCUUGUACCUCAACUUUAUAAUCCAGCAUCAGGCAUACCCGUUAUGGCUAACUGGGAUGUUAGACAUUUUGACAGGUGUACCCGGCAAUGACAGUCAAGUCCCACAGCUGUCCACGGUCCUGGUGCAGCUGCUGCUGUGGGUCCACUCCUUCAGGAGGCUGCUGGAGUGCCUGUUUGUCAGUGUUUUCUCUGAUGGGGCCAUGCAUUUGGUACAAUAUAUGUUCGGCCUGGGGUAUUACAUCAUGUUAGGGUUGACGGUCCUCUGCUGUGAUCGUAUGGAAAAAGGUUUGAAGAGCAGCACCCUCCUCACUCAGCUGGACUGGCGCCAAAUUGCUGGAUUUGUACUCUUCAUUUGGGCCUCUUUGCUGCAACAUCAAUCCAUGGUCCUGCUGGCCAGACUUCGCACUGGAAAAUCAGGAACAGUGGAAACGCUGGCUCACAGAGUGCCAAAGGGAGGUUUGUUUGAGCUGGUUUCUUGCCCACAUUAUUUUGCUGAGUUGCUGAUCUAUGUCUCAUUCAGCUUCGUUUUCAGAGGCCUUUGUUUGACCUGGUGGCUCGUGGUGCUGUACGUGCUCUUCAACCAAGCGCUGGCAGGACAGCUUUGUCACGACCUUUACAUUAGCAAAUACAAGUCAUAUCCAAGUCAUAGAAGAGCAUUUAUACCCUUUGUGCUCUGAAUUCUCUGAUGCUGCUGCUGGGAACUGUAAAGGAAAAAAAGUCAGCUGUAUGAGGAGCUGAACCUUAGGAGUAAAUUCCAUCUCUAAGCAUUGCUUGAAACCUCCAAAUGGAGCUGAGCUGCAUUGAAGGCCAACACUAGGUUUGAGUUUUGGGAGAAGACUGAGAACUUUCUCCAACUGAUGUGAAGAUACUGUGAGGAACAUUACUUGAAUUUAUUUGUUCAUUACAUUAAGAACUUGUUUUUGUUACGAUAAAGUACCUGACAACAUUUUGUGUCUUUUUACAGUGUGCCAGCCUAUCACAUUAUAAUUGAUAAUGCAAACUUUAAAUGUUUCUAUGAAAACAAAACCUUCAAAACAUUGUGGACUUGAAUAUUUUUCUUCUUAUACCAACACAGAAAAUACUGUAUCAACACCUGCACAAGGAGGAGGUUUUUGUUUUUUUUUUUGUUUUUUAAACCAAACAAGUGGGUAUGUUGGAAUGAAUAAAGAAACUUUC
Messenger RNA from Archocentrus centrarchus (flier cichlid), 1480 nucleotides. RefSeq names its product steroid 5 alpha-reductase 3 (gene srd5a3). Gene Ontology annotation, cellular component: endoplasmic reticulum. Gene Ontology annotation, molecular function: 3-oxo-5-alpha-steroid 4-dehydrogenase activity. The coding region runs from base 28 to 981 and encodes 317 amino acids. Gene Ontology annotation, biological process: polyprenol catabolic process; dolichol-linked oligosaccharide biosynthetic process. The record is from RefSeq and is a predicted model, not a curated record. The transcript is spliced from 5 exons. Lineage: Eukaryota; Metazoa; Chordata; Actinopteri; Cichliformes; Cichlidae.